Erythranthe guttata (spotted monkey flower) is the source of this 2048-nucleotide messenger RNA. NCBI's taxonomy places the organism in Eukaryota, Viridiplantae, Streptophyta, Magnoliopsida, Lamiales, Phrymaceae. The record is from RefSeq and is a predicted model, not a curated record.
AAUAUAUAUUUACUCCCCCAAAAUUCUCCUCCUUUUUUCUGCAUAUUUUUUUAUUUAAUCAUUAAAAAAAAAAGUAGCAGUAAUCUGCAAUUCUUCCCAUACGAAUCUCUCUUCCGCAUGCACACAACACACACAGUUGUCGACAAACAACACACACAGUUGUCGACAAAGCCACUAUAGCAAAUGCGAAUUUGCUUUUUCUUCAAAUCCCAGAUAUGAAAUGAAAUCACAUCUCUUUAUUUUUUCUGUUCCCCACUCAGAAGAGAGAAAACCCAUUUCGAUUUCUGUAGAAAGAUAGCAUCUUUUCUGAAUCCCCUCUUGCCAAUUUGGAUCAUCGCCUUAUUCGCACCUUUAAUUACUUGUAUUUUUCCAGAAUUAGUUUCUUUUUUUUUUUUUUUUUUUUUUUUUUUUAAAUUGCCGAAUCGAUGGGAUCCCUUUUGAAGAUUGAUAAGUUUGUUUGAGGAGUAUCAAUAAAGAUUGAAUCUUUAGUUUUUGGAGUUUGGCCCUUUUUGAUUUCUUGAAAUAGAAUUUUGUGGGAUAUUAUCUGGUGGGCUUCAGUUUAAGGAGAUUGAUCUGAAAGAAAAAAAAAAUGGAUAAAUACGAACUUGUGAAGGAUAUAGGGUCUGGAAAUUUUGGUGUUGCUAGGCUUAUGAGAAACAAGGAGACCAAAGAGCUCGUCGCCAUGAAAUACAUUGAAAGAGGACACAAGGUUUUUCCAUCAACAUGUGUGUGUGUUUGUGUGUGUGUGUUGUUUGUGUGUGUGUGUGUGAAUCAUUAGACUCUAACAUGUGUUGGCUUCGGAUAUAUGUUCUUAUCGCUAGAACAGACGCCGAUGCAUCCAGCCAUUGUCAUGGAGUAUGCGGCAGGCGGAGAGCUGUUCGAGAGAAUCUGCCCUGCCGGUCGAUUGAGCGAAGAUGAGUCUAGGUACUUCUUCCAGCAGCUUAUUUCUGGAGUCAACUACUGCCAUGCCAUGCAAAUAUGCCACCGCGACUUGAAACUGGAGAACACUCUUCUUGAUGGAAGCCCUGCUCCACGCCUGAAAAUCUGCGAUUUUGGUUACUCAAAGUCAUCUCUACUUCAUUCGAGGCCCAAAUCAACCGUUGGAACUCCUGCUUAUAUUGCUCCCGAAGUUCUAUCCAGGAGAGAAUACGACGGAAAGUUGGCUGAUGUAUGGUCGUGUGGCGUAACGCUCUAUGUUAUGCUGGUCGGAGCAUAUCCUUUUGAAGAUCAAGAAGAUCCAAAGAACUUCAGGAAAACUAUUCAAAGGAUAAUGGCUGUUCAAUAUAAGAUUCCCGACUACGUCCACAUAUCCCAAGAUUGUAGGCACCUUCUUUCUCGCAUAUUUGUUGCCAAUGCUGCGAGGAGAAUCACAAUCAAAGAUAUAAAAUCACACCCGUGGUUUCUAAAGAAUCUGCCUAGGGAAUUAACGGAUGUAGCUCAAGCGGCGUACUACCGAAGAGAAAACCCUACAUAUUCACUUCAAACGGUGGAGGAGAUAAUGAAAAUCGUGGAGGAGGCGAAAACCCCCCCGCCGGCCUCCCGCUCGAUUAGCGGGUUUGGGUGGGCAGGGGAGGAGGAAGAGUAUGUUAAAGAGGAAGAUGUGGAGGAGGAGGAGGUGGUGGUGGAAGAAGGAGAAGAACAACUAGAAGACGAAUAUGACAAGCAAGUGAAAGCCGCUCAUGCGAGUGGGGAAGUUCGUCUCACUUGAGAAACCUAUAUUUGCAUUUGUGUGUACAAUAAAGAUCGGAUUUUUUCGUUUGUUAAUGUUAUGACCGUGGUCGGGUUUCUUUUUUUUUUUUUUAAAUUUUGGGAAGUAUGUAAAUUUGAUGUUGUGUUGUGAUAAAGAGGCUUGUGUGCAUUUUUCUAUGUUGUAAAGAGGGUAUGUAGUGAAGUUUGUGAGUGUUUUGUUUGCUUAGAACAUGUGGUGGUGGUGGUGGUGGUCAAAUUAGUUCUUGUGAGUUAUUACAUGUUUUGAGGUUUGUGCAACAUUCUUGUUUUAGUGUUGUAUUUGAUGGUGACCCAUAUUUGGUUUCGAAAAACCAAGGUUU